This is a messenger RNA of Thermothielavioides terrestris NRRL 8126, 1710 nucleotides long. RefSeq lists its product as uncharacterized. Lineage: Eukaryota; Fungi; Ascomycota; Sordariomycetes; Sordariales; Chaetomiaceae. The coding region runs from base 101 to 1573 and encodes 490 amino acids. Gene Ontology annotation, cellular component: proteasome regulatory particle. The transcript is spliced from 3 exons. Gene Ontology annotation, biological process: proteasome-mediated ubiquitin-dependent protein catabolic process. The record is from RefSeq and is a predicted model, not a curated record.
AACAAACAGGCACAAGCAACCGACUCCUGGCCGAAGAGCUGCUCGCGUGUGAACCGCCUCGCAACCGAGGAACUCAUCCCGCUCCUCCACCACCAGAACGAUGGGUUCCGACCCCCAGUACGCGAAGUGGCCGCUGCUGCCGCUCGCGCAGGAUGUUUUCACUCUCACAAACUCGUACGCCUCCCGGGCCGCGCAAGAGAUGGCCGCGAAGCAUCUCCAGGAUGCCAUUUCCGAGCACAAGAUGGCGCCUUUCUAUCGGUACCUGGCACACCCGAUAGACGGCAUUCUCAAUGCGGUUGGCGAGGGCAGCGCGAACGUCCCCGGCAAGCCCCCGAGUAGGAAGAGCAGUGCUGCCGGCAUGAUCGCGACCAAGAGCGCAACCGCUAGCAUAAACCUGCCCUGGGACGAGGCACUGUACCAAUCGCUGAAGGCCGACAACGACCGUGAGCUGGAGGAGUUUCAGAAGGAGGAGGAGGAAGCCGUUGAGAAGGCUGGCGACACGGAGAUCCAAGCUGCGCGGGGCAAGCGGGCCGAGUUCUGGGCCCGGGUCGGCGACAAGGAGAAAGCCAUCGCCGCAUACGAGGACGUCUUCGAGAAAACCGGCGUGCUCGGCACCAAGAUCGACCUCGUGCUUGCCAUCAUCCGGAUGGGUCUCUUCUAUGGCGACAAGCACCUCGUCAAGAAGCACGUCGAGCGCGCCAAGACGCUGGUCGAGAGUGGCGGUGACUGGGACCGGCGCAACCGGCUGAAGGCGUACGAAGGCCUGUUCCUGCUCACCGUCCGCAGCUACAACUUCGCGGCGCCGCUCCUCCUCGACAGCCUGUCGACCUUCACCUCGUACGAGCUCUGCACCUACAGCAACCUGGUCAUCUACGCCGUGCUCGCCGGCUCAGUCUCCCUCAAGCGCGUCGAUUUCAAGUCCAAGGUGGUCGACGCGCCAGAAAUCAAGGCGAUCCUCGGCGACGGCGAGGAGAAGCUGCUCGCGCUGAGCGGCGCCAUCUCGGCCGGGCCCGGCGCCGACGCCGACAUGGCGGACGCCACCACGGCGCCAGCGGCCGCGCCGGUCAAGGCCGUCAACCUGACGACGCUCGGCAGCACCAUCGAGCAGCCCGAGUCCGAGCUGGCGGUCGACUUCAGCCCGCUCGCCCAGCUCGUCAGCAGCCUGUACAACGGCCGGUACAAGCUGUUCUUCCAGGCGCUGGCCCUCGUCGAGGAGCAGUUCCUGACCCAGGACCGCUACCUGCACGAGCACCGGGGCUGGUUCAUCCGCGAGAUGCGCCUGCGCGCCUACCAGCAGCUGCUGCAGAGCUACCGCGUCGUCGGGCUCGACAGCAUGGCCAACGACUUUGGCGUGACGGUCGACUUUCUGGAUCGCGACCUCGCCAAGUUCAUCGCGGCCGGCCGCAUCCCCUGCACGAUCGACCGCGUCGCCGGCCACGGCGUCAUCGAGACGAACCGGCCGGACGACAAGAACAAGCAGUACCAGGACGUGGUGCGCCAGGGCGACCAGCUGAUCACCAAGCUGCAGAAGUACGGGCAGGCCGUCCGGUUGCGGGGGAGCGAGAGGGCGUAGUACAGCAGGCGACCCCCCAAUGGGGGGGUUGGCCGGGAGGUGUGGUGAUGUGGUUGUCUUGAAAGCGGGUUAGGUACAUACAUCCAAGUACAAUGCCCCGUGCCCGAAACGCGUAGAGCAUAGUGCUAGUGUUAUGA